Messenger RNA from Adineta steineri, 1065 nucleotides. The record is from the annotation of a GenBank genome assembly. NCBI's taxonomy places the organism in Eukaryota, Metazoa, Rotifera, Eurotatoria, Adinetida, Adinetidae.
AUGUAUCAUCCAUCGAUAUGGCAUCCAAUUGAUAUGGCUGCUGCAUUUCGUUCACUUCGUCAAACAACAUCAUCACCAAAUAUAAGUCCAGAGAAAAGUUCUGUAUCUGGUUUCAAUGCCGCUUUUUCAGUUAAUACACUUCUUAAUCAAUCUUCAUCUGAAACAUUACGUAUACCAUCAAUAACAACAGCAACAGCACAUCAACAUAAUCUAUUUUCAAGUUUAUUUCAACAUUAUCCAUAUGCAGCUGCAUUUCGUCCUCUAUUUAAUGGUACUACCAAUUCACCAUCGGAAUCUUCUGCAUUUUUACCAGCUGGUAAAAGAUUUAAAAAUAAUUCUCAUGAUGAAAAUCAUUGUGAAACAACAUCAAGUAGUGAUGAAAGUUUUGGAAAAUCAACAGACCAUCGUUGUCGAUCAUCAACAAUUGAUCUACAAAAUCCACAAUGUCCUAUUUGUCAAGUAUCAUUAAAUGGGCAAGAUAUGAUUACACAUGUUCAACAUGAACUUGAUUUAAUUGAACGUCGACAACAAUAUAAAGCUAAACGUGGAAAUAAAGUUCUUCAAGAUAAUAAUAAUAAUAUUGAUCAAACAUUUAAAACACGAUAUGAGACUUUUUUACGAGUACGAACAAGUCGACAACAACGUUUAAAUGCUAAAUUACAAAUGCAUAAUCGUCGAUUAAUUCGUAAUGAUACACGAAAUUGUCCUAUAUGUUAUCAAUCAAUUCCAAUAACUUCUGAUGAAGAAUUUUUCUUUAAUCAUGUUCAACAAUGUUCAAGAAAGAGAGAACAAUUAGCAGCUGUAACAGCAAUAGCCAAUCAUCAUCGUUUAUCAUCACCACUUCCACCAACAAUCGAUGAUCCUGAUGUAAAUGUUGUUGAUAUUGAUGAUGGAAUUGAACGUGAAGAAAAAAGUACAAGUGGAACAACAACAAGUCUUAGUUGUCAAGAAUCAUUUAACAGUGAUCAAAGAUAUUCUCCAUCAACUCAAACAGAUAUAUUAUAUACAAAAUCGCCCAAUACUUCCGAACUCGAUCCACCAAAAUGUGUUGUUUGUAUGGAAUAG